This is a messenger RNA of Hyalella azteca, 4030 nucleotides long. RefSeq names its product organic cation transporter protein. Gene Ontology annotation, biological process: transmembrane transport. Gene Ontology annotation, cellular component: membrane. Bases 243 to 2081 code for a protein of 612 amino acids. NCBI's taxonomy places the organism in Eukaryota, Metazoa, Arthropoda, Malacostraca, Amphipoda, Hyalellidae. The transcript is spliced from 11 exons. The record is from RefSeq and is a predicted model, not a curated record. Gene Ontology annotation, molecular function: transmembrane transporter activity.
GUAUUUAUUCCUUGUGUUUAUCCGUCUUGUGUUUGAAUUAGAUCUGAAGAACCAUACUUUCUAGACACGCAUAAAAUAAUAUAUAUUCGAACUUUAGAAGUAGGAAUAGCAAAAUUAGACUCGCUGAUGAUAAGUGAGGCGGCAGCUUCCAAAGGUUCUUCUCCGAGGUCGUGAUUAUUAUGUCGGAACGCAUGAAUUGACAGUAUUACUCUCUUGCGGGACGACACUGUUGUGCGGCUACGAUGAAGCGGUCAAGUAACAGCCCAGCUGCAGUGCCUCCGACAGGCGAGCUGGACACGCUGGGUCCCGCUGCUGCGCCUCCUGCAGGCGAGCUGGACACUCUGGAGGACGUGUUCGAGCUCGUCGGCACCAAGGGCGCCUACAACAUUCUGGUCCUGAUCGCGUGCUCUGCGGUCGGCCUGAUGACGCCUAUGCAGAUUCUGUCUUCCGAUUUUCUUGGGAAGGCGGCACCUCAUUGGUGCGACGUGCCGGAGCUCCAGGCAGCCAAUUGGACGAUGGAGCAAAUACGCAACUUCUCCAGUCCUGACCCCGCACAAAAUUAUAUGUGCUCUCGGCGGAGCUACGACUACGGCAUCGCGGCACAACUUGGAUUCGAAGCCGUGAUGGAAGAUACGAACGUCGUCCCUGGGGGCGACAUGAACGAGACGUGUUCCAGUCUCGUCUUUCAAGACGGUAUCGAUAGCAUCGUCACUGAGUGGUCUCUGGUGUGCGACCGUCUCGUGUGGUCGUCACACGCGGUUGCGGCUUCUCACGCCGGUCUCUGUUUAGGGUCUCUGCUCUUCGGCUACAUUCUGGACCGAGUAGGUCGCCGCAUCGGCUUGAUGGUCGCCAUCACGAUGUUCGUGCCGUGUGGUCUGGCCGUGGCAGCGGCAGUUAACAUCCACAUGUACAUCGUCUUCAGAAUUCUCGUCACGAUGUUCGGCAUGGGGAUGUACCUCGGCGGUUUCGUAUUGUCCAUGGAGCUGUGCACCCCGAGGCAGCGCUCCCUCGUGAGCUCUUACUUCGUGGUGCCCUGGGCCGUGGGCUACAUGGCCACCUCAGCCAUCGCUUACACCGUCACCUCCUGGCGCUACCUACAGGUCGCUCUCACCGUCCCCGCCAUCGCCCUGUAUUGUAAUUUGUGCUUGGUGCCUGAAAGUCCAAGAUGGUUGAUUCGCAAGGGGCGAUAUGAAGAAGCGUUGUCUAUUUUGACGAAGAUGGCGCUGAGGAACAAACGGAAGAUGCCUUCCGACGACGACAUGUCGGCCGCUCUGAGAAGAAUCUGCCCUCGGAAAGUCAAUAACGUGCAGUGGUCAGCAGUGUCGUGGCUGCGUACAUGGAUUUAUCCUCAGCUGCAGUGGAAGACUCCCGUAGUUUUCUUCUGCUGGUUCUCCGUGUCCAUGGUUUACUACGGCCUGUCGCAGGGUUCCGCUAAUUUGGGAGUGAACGAAUACCAGUUCAUCUUCGUGGGAGGGGCGCUGGAAGUGGCGGCGUACCUCGUCAUCUACCCUGGCGUGACGAUGCUGGGGCGCCGCGUCUUCCUGGCGCUCACUUACGCCGUCGCCGCCGUCAGUAUCGGCGGCGUCAUGGGCAUGAUGAUGACGGGCUUUGAUGGUGGCAACGGAGGCCUGCUGUUCCUCUCGUACUCAGGGAAGUUCAUGAUCACGGCAGCGUUCCAUGUGCUCUACGUCAUCACCGGCGAGCUCUUCCCUACCGAACUGCGCUCCCUCAUCAUCGGGGAGGCCAGCGUCUGCGCCAGGAUCGGCAGCAUCAUGUCGCCCUACAUCAACAUACUAGUGGGCUCGGAAGUAAGAUGGGCACCGGCGGCAUUUUUUGGCUCGUUUUCGAUCGCGUCUGCUAUCUUGGCCGCGUUCUUGCCUGAGACGCGAGGACUCGCGUUGGACGAAGAACUUAAAGCAACGAAGAAUCAAGAAGCAAGAACCCCAGGCACCGGCAGUCAAGGCGACGAAGAACUCAAGACAAAGAAACAAGAAGAAGGAACCUUAGGUGCUGGCUAUCAGGGCGGCAAGAACAACCCUUAUUUUAGUGCUACUGAUGACACUCUUGCAAGUCAGUUCUGAACAAACCCUUUAAAAAGUUUUUAAUAGAUUCAAGUAGAUAUUAGUUUAUAUAUAAGUUAUCAAUCUCAAGAUAAUAUUUUAUGGUAUUUUUGACUCCAAAAUGGUUUAUCUAGAUAACAAUAGCGAACUAUCGGUGAACCCGUAUUACAUUCUAAUAGAAGGGAAAAUUAAAGUAAUGUGCUUCACUUCGCAAUGAUUUGGUAAUAAAGUAAACAUCACAAAGAUUGGAGCAGUAAGUUGGAGAUUCGACACGCGCAGCUAGUUGUGAAAAUUCAGGUCGAAAUCGGCUGGUUGAUGAAAAUAUGCCUGAUAUGAACGACGCCAACACCACUAUUAUCAUUAUAUUAUUAUCUAAUGCGCACUGUGGCGCAAGAAAUAACCUCAUAUUAUGUAUUGUCUUCGUUGGAUUAGAAAAUGAUAUCUGUACUCUUUUCACGAGCCUACGUACUUCUCAAUUGCAAUGAUUUAUUGUAAUUGUUGAAAAUGAUCAUUUGCUUUACUGGCCAUAGUGAUGCCAACAAGGGCUCUGUAGAAGAAGAAAACACGAGAAGGCAUUCAAUUUAAUACGUUCUUGCUAGGGGACUGGAGGAAGGAAAAUAUCACAGUCUAUGGCAAAUGAUUUGACACUCUCAAGAUAUAACAAGCAAAUUGUUCAUCACUUGGAUAUCAAGCAGUUUUAACCUGUCGAUUAUGCGAACAGAUGAGAAACUUUCACUACACUAAGAACUUAUUUCUAAACCUGAUAACUUCCAGAAACGGUCACCAAGAUAACUAUGUAUUUUCCAUUCAGGACUACUAAACAGUCAGCGAACGGUAUGGAACUUCAUAACGAAGAUACUACAACGAUAAUUAAGUCAAGUCGAGAGACUACAACGAUAAUGAGAAAGAAAAUACAAAAAAGAGAAUUAAAAAAAAAUUCAGGUCCAUGAGCAAACGCGUCAAUUCAAGAACUUUUUUUCUUGGAAUGUUUACGUCCACAAACUGAGACGUAGGCAGUUCUAUGCAGGUUAUAAUGUAUAUAGUUUAUAUAGAUGAACCAGGAAGCAUGGUAGGUAACCGCAGUUUAUAAUGGACUAAUAGCCUGCCAGCGUGGCAUCCAUUAAGCAAACUCGCACCGUAAGUAGAAUAAAUGACACUAAUGAGUUGGAAGGUCUAAAUUAUUCCAAAUCAAAGCUCGUUAAUCACCCACACGAGGCGAAAGAUCGUUUGUGGCCAGGCCAGUGAAGAACGAAGGAGCAAGACAGAAGUCGCGUUAGCAUUUCAAAUAAUAAGAAUGGAAAGUAGCAAUAGAAAAUAAGACGCUCCUAGAGAUGAAGAUGAAGACAGAGAAAGGAAAUGUAAGAAAUCCUGCCUAAAUGCAGCUUGUUCCUACAACCGAGAUCCGGUGCCAGACAUCGAGAGCUAGUAGAACGAAGCCAUAACAGAGAUAGUAGACAUAAUCAAACACGACAUUUGAUAUAAAAUAUGCUUAUUAGCAACCGGAAUCUAUAACAAUGGAAUGAAAGUAUAACAUCAACAGGAUAGCAACUCUUAAGACCGAUUAUCUUAUGUACAAUGAUCUAAACGACACAAAUUAUUGCACUAGAUAACAUUAUUGCGAGUAUAACAAGUUUCCUUAUCGAUUCUAAAUUGAAUGUUUGAAUUUAAUGACUAAGUUCUCUCAACACAGUUUAUCUUUAGUAGAUAAGAAAACUUGCAGCGCAAUUUCUUUUACUUUAAUAUUUUAUGGACAUAAGAUUUUCUGCGCACUGGUCCGGUUUCUUUCAGUGAAUUUCGGAUCUUGUAAAAUGAUACUCAUGAGCGUAUGAGCGUAAGCUAUUUGUUCGUAUCACAGUCUUCAUUAUAAGUAAAAUUAAUACAUGCAGUCUAGCCACACAAUUUUCAAUUCAUACAAGCGCAAUGUCCUAGAAUUACAGAAUGAGAGGACUCUGGAUUAUUAAAAUCAUACG